This is a messenger RNA of Seriola dumerili (greater amberjack), 6804 nucleotides long. RefSeq names its product unconventional myosin-VIIa-like (gene myo7ab). NCBI's taxonomy places the organism in Eukaryota, Metazoa, Chordata, Actinopteri, Carangiformes, Carangidae. The record is from RefSeq and is a predicted model, not a curated record. Bases 1 to 6543 code for a protein of 2180 amino acids. The transcript is spliced from 47 exons. Gene Ontology annotation, cellular component: cytoskeleton; myosin complex. Gene Ontology annotation, molecular function: ATP binding; protein binding; cytoskeletal motor activity.
AUGGUCAUUCUGCAGCAGGGGGACUAUGUGUGGUUGGACCUUAAAACGGGCCGAGAGUUUGACGUCCCUGUGGGAGCCGUGGUCAAACUCUGCGACUCCGGACAGAUCCACGUCCUGGACGAUGAAGGCCGGGAACACUGGAUCUCCCCCCAGAAUGCCACCAACAUCAAGCCCAUGCACCCGACCUCCAUCCACGGGGUGGAGGACAUGAUCCGUCUGGGCGACCUCAACGAAGCCGGCAUCCUCCGCAACCUGCUCAUCCGCUACAACGAAUGCGUCAUCUACACGUACACAGGCUCGAUCCUGGUUGCAGUCAAUCCGUACCAGCUGCUGCCCAUCUACACUCCAGACCAGAUCCGCCUCUACACCAACAAGAAGAUCGGCGAGAUGCCGCCGCACAUAUUCGCCAUAGCAGACAACUGCUACUUCAACAUGCAGCGGAACAACAAGGACCAGUGCUGCAUCAUCAGCGGUGAGUCUGGAGCCGGGAAGACAGAAAGCACAAAGCUGAUUCUGCAGUUCCUCGCAGCCAUCAGCGGCCAACACUCCUGGAUAGAGCAGCAAGUCCUGGAGGCCACGCCGAUCCUCGAAGCCUUUGGCAACGCCAAGACGAUCCGUAACGACAACUCCAGCCGCUUUGGCAAAUACAUCGAUAUCCACUUCAACAAGCGAGGGGCCAUCGAAGGAGCCAAGAUAGAGCAGUACCUGCUGGAGAAGUCGCGAGUGUGUCGACAGGCUCCAGAUGAGAGGAACUACCAUGUUUUCUACUGCGUGCUGAAGGGGAUGCCUCCAGAGAUGAAAGCUAAGCUGGGCCUGGGCCUCGCCACAGACUACGCCUACCUCACCAUGGGUAACUGUACGGAGUGCGAUGGCCGAGACGACCUGAAUGAUUACUCCAGCAUCCUGUCGGCCAUGAAGGUUCUCAUGUUCACCGAGACCGAGAACUGGGAGAUUUCCAAGCUGCUGGCCGCCAUCCUGCACAUGGGAAACCUGCGAUUCGAGGCUCGGACGUAUGACAACCUGGACGCCUGUGUGGUUGUCAGAUCUCCUGACCUGGUGACUGCUGCUUCACUCAUGGAGGUGGAGCCGAAGGACGUGAUGGUGUGUUUGACCACACGGACCCUGAUCACUCGAGGUGAAAGUGUCGUCACGCCUCUCAGUGUGGGGCAGGGCCUGGACGUCAGGGAUGCGUUUGUCAAGGGGAUCUACGGCAGGCUGUUUGUCUGGAUUGUGGAUAAGAUUAAUGCUGCCAUAUUCAGACCGCCGUCCUGCGAGAGUAACAUCAUACGCAGGUCGAUCGGGCUGCUGGACAUCUUUGGCUUCGAGAACUUCAUCGUCAACAGCUUUGAGCAGCUGUGCAUCAACUUCGCCAACGAGAACCUGCAGCAGUUCUUCGUUCGCCACGUCUUCAAACUGGAGCAGGAGGAGUACAACCUGGAGGACAUCAGCUGGCAGCACAUCGAGUUCACGGACAACCAGGACGCGCUGGACAUGAUCGCCAACAAACCCAUGAACAUCAUCUCCCUCAUCGACGAGGAGAGCAAGUUCCCCAAGGGAACUGAUGCGACGAUGCUCUACAAGCUCAACUCACAGCACAAGCUCAACUCCAACUACAUCCCCCCUAAAAACUGCUAUGAAACCCAGUUCGGGAUCCAACACUUUGCUGGUGUGGUGCAUUACGAGACCAGAGGAUUCCUGGAGAAAAACCGGGACAGCCUCCACACCGACAUCAUCCAGCUCGUCCACUCGUCCAAGAACAAGUUCAUCAAGCAAAUCUUCCAGGCUGACGUGGCCAUGGGUGCUGAGACGAGGAAGCGCUCUCCCACUCUGAGCAGUCAGUUCAAACGCUCCCUGGAGAUGCUGAUGAGGACUCUCAGCGUGUGUCAGCCGUUCUUCGUUCGCUGUGUAAAACCCAACGAGUUCAAAAGACCCAUGUUAUUUGACAGAGAGCUGUGCAUUCGUCAGCUGCGCUACUCCGGCAUGAUGGAGACCAUCCGGAUCAGGCGGGCCGGUUAUCCCAUCAGAUACACCUUUGCUGAGUUUGUGGACCGUUACCGAGUCCUCAUGCCUGGCGUCAAACCUGCUCACAAACAGGAGGACCUACGAGGGACCUGCCAGCAGAUCGUCCAGGCCCGGCUGGGGAAACAUGACGACUGGCAGAUCGGGAAGACCAAGAUUUUCCUGAAGGACCACCACGACAUGCAGCUGGAGAUCGAGAGAGACAAGGCCAUCACUGACAAGGUCAUCCUCAUCCAGAAGGCUGUGCGCGGACUUAAAGAGAGGACUAACUUUCUCAGAGUGAAGAGAGCUGUGAUUUUUAUCCAAAAGGUCUGGAGGGGUUAUCGGUGCAGGAAGGAUUACCAAAUUAUGCAGUCGGGCUUCCUGCGCCUCCAGGCCGUCUACAGGUCGAGGAAGCACUACAGAAGCUACCGGAUGACUCGCCUCCGCGUGACUCUCAUCCAAGCCCGUUGCCGUGGUUUCCUGAUCCGGCAGACAUUCUGGCGGCGUCUGCGUGCCGUGUUGACCAUCCAGGCCUACACCAGGGGCAUGAUAGCCAGACGCCUCUGCCAGAGGCUCAGGGCAGAGCUGCAGCGUCGCCUGGAAGCCGAGCGCCAGCGCCUGGCGGAGGAGGAGCAGCUGCGAAACCAGAUGACGGCUCGGCGGGCCAAGGCGGAGGCCGAGAGGAAACACCAGCAGCGGCUCGUACAACUGGCCCAGCAGCAGGAGGAGAGGGAGCGGGAGGAGAGGGAGGAGGCGAGGAGGAAGAAGGAGAUGCUGGAGCAGAUGGAAAGGGAGAAGGAGCAGCCCGUCGAUCACUCUGACAUGGUCGACCGUGUGUUCGGUUUCCUGGGGAACUCGGGGCCGUUACCCAAUCAGGACGGACAAGCGCCAGCUGGCUUUGAAGACUUGGAGAACACUCCUCGUGGCGAGGAGGCCGAGGAGGAGGUGCUGAAUGAAGCUCCGCCGUUACCUGAUGAAGAAGAGGAGGAUUUGUCCGAGUACAAGUUCUCCAAGUUUGCGGCCACCUACUUCCAGGGCGUUUCCACUCACACCUACAUCAGACGGCCGCUGAAACAACCUCUGCUUUUCCACGAGGAUGAAGGAGAUCAGCUGGCUGCAUUAGCCGUGUGGAUCACCGUGCUGAGGUUCAUGGGGGAUCUCCCUGAGCCCAAGUGCCAGAUGGUCAUUAACGACGGCAGCGAGAAGAUCCCCGUCAUGACCAAGAUCUACGAAACCCUCGGCAAGAGGACCUACAAGAGGGAGCUGCAGGAGCUGCAGGUGGAAGGAGAGAACAGCUCCAUAGACAUCCAGAAGAGGAACAGCGUCAGACAUAAACUUGUGUCUCUCACCCUGAAGAGGAAAUCCAAGAUCACAGAGGAGGUCACCAGGCGGCUGACAGAUGGCGACUACGCCCUCCAGGGGAACAGCAUGCUGGAGGACCGACCCACCUCCAACCUGGAGAAGCUUCACUUCAUCAUCGGCAACGGCAUCUUACGCCCCGCCCUCAGGGACGAGAUCUACUGUCAGAUCUGCAAACAGCUCACUCAGAACCCGUCCAAGAGCAGCCACGCCCGAGGCUGGAUCCUGCUGUCGCUCUGCGUGGGCUGCUUCGCCCCGUCCGAAAAGUUUGUCAAAUAUUUACGGACGUUUUUGAUCAACGGUCCCCCUGGUUACGCUCCGUAUUGCGAGGAAAGGUUGAGGAGGACAUUUGUCAAUCGUACACGGACUCAGCCGCCAUCGUGGUUGGAGCUGCAGGCCACUAAAUCUAAGAAGCCCAUCAUGCUGCCAGUUACAUUUAUGGAUGGCACCACCAAGACCCUCUUGGCAGACUCGGCCACCACGGCCAGCGAGCUCUGCAACGCUCUGGCGGACAAGAUCAACCUGAGAGAUCGAUUUGGCUUCUCGCUGUACAUCGCCCUGUUUGACAAGGUGUCGUCGCUGGGCAGCGGCAGCGACCACGUCAUGGACGCCGUCUCCCAGUGUGAGCAGUAUGCGAAGGAGCAGGGCGCCCAGGAGAGGAACGCCCCCUGGAGGCUGUUCUUCAGGAAGGAGAUCUUCAGCCCCUGGCACAACCCCGCUGAGGACUACGCCGCCACAAACCUCAUUUACCAGCAGAUCGUCCGCGGGGUGAAGUUCGGAGAGUACCGCUGCGAGAGGGAGGAGGAUUUAGCAGAGCUGGCCUCUCAGCAGUACUAUGUGGAUUAUGGCUCCGAGAUCCUCCAGGAGCGUCUGCUCAGCCUCAUCCCCUCCUACAUCCCCGACAGAGAAAUCACCUCGACUAAGACGGCAGAGAAGUGGGUUCAGCUCAUCAUCAGCGCCCACAAAAAGGGAUUAUACACGAAGAGGAGGAUGAACACGCAGAGGGUGAAGGAGGACGUGGUGGAUUUCGCUCGUUUAAAGUGGCCUUUACUCUUCUCACGCUUCUACGAGGCCUUCAAAUUCUCAGGGCCGAGUCUGCCCAAGAACGACGUGAUCGUGGCAGUGAACUGGACCGGGGUUUACUUUGUGGACGAGCAGGAGCAGGUUCUUCUGGAGCUUUCUUUCCCAGAGAUCACCGCUGUGUCCAGCAGCAGAGGGGGUAAACUCCAGGGCCAGAGCUUCACCUUGGCCACCAUGAAAGGAGACGAGUACACGUUCACCUCCAACAACGCAGAGGACAUCCGCGAUCUGGUGGUCUCCUUCCUGGAGGGUCUGAGGAAGAGGUCCAAGUAUGUGGUGGGACUCCUGGACUGUCCCAACCCCGUGGGGGCGGACUCCCCGUUCCUGAGUUUCUCCAAAGGGGAUCUGAUCAUCCUGGACGAACACGACGGAGAGCAUGUGAUGAACUCCGGCUGGGCUCACGGCAUCAACGACAGGACCAAACAGAGAGGAGACUUCCCUGCUGACUGCGUCUACGUGCUGCCCACUGUCACCAGACCACAGUACGACAUAGUGGCUCUGGUCACCAUGACUCCCGAUCAGAGGCGAGAAUCCAUCGGUUUGUCCCAGAUGAACCUCUCCGGCCAUGAGGACAAAACAAAGGCCUACACGCUGGAGCUAUUCUCCUACGACUACUUCAGGGCUCCUCCUAAGAGCACUCUGAGCAGGGUGAUGAUCUCUAAAGCCCGAGGGAAGGAGCGUCUGUGGAGCUGCACCAGGGAGCCUCUCAAACAGCCUCUGCUGAAGAAAGUCCUGGCUCACGAGGAGCUCUCCCAGGAGGCCUGCCUGGCCUUCAUAGCUGUGAUGAAGUACAUGGGCGACUACCCGUCCAAACGAGCGCGCUCUGUCAACGAGCUCACCGAUCAGAUCUUUGAAGGAGCGCUGAAGGCCGAGCCGCUCAAAGACGAGAUCUUCUGUCAGGUUCUCAAACAGCUCACCGACAAUCCCAUCAAGUACAGUGAGGAGAAGGGCUGGGAGCUGCUGUGGCUCUGCACUGGUUUGUUUCCUCCCAGUAACAUCCUGCUGCCUCACGUCCAGAAGUUCCUCCAGGCCAAGAAGCACUAUCCUCUGGCUCCGGACUGCAUGCAGCGGCUACAGAAAGCCUUACGAAAUGGAUCGAGAAAGUAUCCUCCUCACCUGGUGGAGGUGGAGGCCAUCCAGCACAAGACCACUCAGAUCUUCCACAAAGUUUACUUCCCCGACGACUCAGACGAGGUGUUUGAGGUGGAGUCGAGCACCAAAGCCAAAGACUUCUGCCACAACAUCUCCGGACGUCUGAUGCUCAAAUCCUCCGAGGGCUUCAGCCUUUUCGUCAAGAUCACUGACAAGGUUAUCAGUGUGCCCGACGGAGACUUCUUCUUCGACUUUGUGAGGCACCUGACCGACUGGAUCAAGAAAGCCAGACACGUAAAAGACGGUGUAGUGCCUUCACUGACGUAUCAGGUGUUCUUCAUGAAGAAGCUGUGGACCAACACCAUGCCGGGAAAAGACUCCAUGGCCGACUCGAUCUUCCACUACUACCAGGAGCUGCCUAAGUACCUGCGAGGCUACCACAAGUGUUCGAGGGAGGAGGUGCACCAGCUGGCGGCGCUGAUCUACAGGGUGAAGUUCGACGAGGAUAAAUCCCACUUCCAGAACAUUUCCAAGAUCCUGAGGGAGCUCGUCCCACAGGACCAGGUCCGACACCUGUCCCCCGACGACUGGAAGCGGUCCGUCUUGUCGCUGUACAACAAACACGCAGGGAAGACUCGAGAAGAAGCCAAACUCUCCCUCCUCAAAAUCAUUUACAAGUGGCCCACGUUUGGCUCCGCCUUCUUUGAAGUGAAGCAAACGACUGAUCCAAAUUACCCAGAAACCCUCCUGAUAGCGAUCAACAAACAUGGAGUCAGUCUGAUUGAUCCAAAGUCUAAGGACAUCCUCACCACUCACCCCUUCACUAAAAUCUCCAACUGGAGCAGCGGCAACACGUACUUCCACAUCACCAUCGGAAACCUGGUCAGAGGCAGCAAACUGCUGUGUGAAACCUCACUGGGUUACAAAAUGGACGACCUCCUGACCUCUUACAUCAGCCAGAUGCUGACGACCAUGACCAAACAGCGAAGCACCCGGGGCAACAGCAAGUGAGCAGACGACGGCCGGAAACUCAUCGAUCACGGUCAAUCAAUCCUGCAUCCACACACACACACACAGACACAGAGCUGUCCACAUACACACAGUGUGAAUACAUGUAAACACACUUAUUGUCCCACUGAGGGUUUAUUAAGACAGACGACUGAUGGUGAACUGUGACACUGUACUGCCAACGUUUUCAUUGAUGUUAUUAUGUAUCGGCCCUGUCUUAAAACUCACCCAUUGCCUUUAAAUGACCUUUUCCCAACACGUCAC